UCUUGUCCCCUCACCUCGACGCUACAGACAGCCGCCUCGCGUGCCUAUUGAAACGUUUCGCUAAACAACGGUCAAACGGUCCAAUAUUGGUUUCGAAUGAAUUAAGAGACUCGGUCCCUCCGAUCGCGUACCUCGUCGACCGCGUAUACGCGACAUUCUCGAGGGGAAACUGCCUUUUUCAGCGGUUUUGGUUUUUUAAUGGCGUUGUGAAGAAGCGACUAUGGCGGUUAGUCAACAGCAGCAGCAGGCCGCAAGCAAGCCGGCCGGUGGCAAACACGGCAACAAUUUGCCAUUAUGGGGAAACGAGAAGACGAUGAAUCUGAACCCGAUGAUUCUGACUAACGUGCUGGCGUCGCCGUACUUCAAGGUCCAGCUGUACGAGCUCAAGACAUACCACGAGGUGGUGGACGAGAUUUACUUCAAGGUCAACCAUGCGGAGCCAUGGGAAAAAGGCAGCAGGAAGACAGCGGGCCAGACGGGAAUGUGCGGAGGGGUCAGAGGAGUCGGGACGGGUGGGAUCGUGUCCACGGCGUAUUGUUUGCUGUAUAAGCUGUUCACUCUGAAACUGACUCGCAAACAAGUGAUGGGUCUCAUCACACACACAGAUUCGCCCUAUAUUAGAGCACUAGGCUUCAUGUACAUAAGGUAUACCCAGCCGCCUCCUGACCUGGUUGACUGGUAUGAUGAGUUCCUGGACGACGAGGAGGAGUUGGAUGUGAAGGCAGGAGGAGGGUGCAUGAUGACAGUCGGAGAGAUGCUCCGCUCCUUCCUGACCAAACUGGAAUGGUUUUCAACGCUGUUCCCACGGAUCCCCGUUCCUGUUCAGAAGGCAAUCGACCAGCACAUGAAGAGCAGGCCGCGUAAACCACCUCAAAGAGACGAGCAGGAGGAGGAGGAGGCGGCACCGGCCGAUCCUGGAAGGCAUGGAGAUCGCCGCAGUUCCAGGACUCCCAGGAAAAGUCCAAGCCCCAGGAGGUCCCAGAACCGUUCCCGAAGUCGCAGCCACCAAAAAGAAAGACGUGGCGCUAGCUUCGACCAUGAACUGGAGAGGGAAAGAGACAGACAGCGCAAAGAUAGAGAGGGUAAGGAUCGUGAUAAAGAUAGAGAUAGGGACAGAGAAAGAGAUAGGGAGAGGGAAAGAGACAGGGAUAGACAGCGUUCCAAAUCACCUGAGCGAACUGCAGAACGUAAACGCAGCAGGGAGAGACGGCGGAGUCACAGUGCCAGCCGCGAGCAAAGAAACGAGAGGAAGGAUAAAGAGAAAGAGAGGGAGGGAGAAAGCGAGCGUAGUCGCAGGAAAGACAGAGAACACCACAAAGAUCGAGGGGACCGGGAAAGAGAGGGUGAGCGCUCGAAGGACAAGAGGGGCAAAGAUGUGGACGAGAGAAAGCACAAAGAAGAAAAGGAGGAUAAAAAACACAGAGAAGAAAAGGAGGAUAAAAAACACAGAGAAGAAAAGGAGGAUAAAAAACACAGAGAAGAAAAGAGGAGCAAACGUUCGAGGAGCAGAAGCAAAGAAAGGAAGCACCGAACUGAGCGAUCUAGCAAGAAACGCUCUCGCUCUGGCAGUAGGUCCAGACAGGAAACAGGAGAUGAAAGAAACAGGAAGCGGGAAAGCAGCCAUAGCAAGGAACGGUCACACAAACGCAGUCGUAGCAAAGAGCGCUCGCACCGUGGUGAAUCCAGUAAUGGUCGAGAAACCGUAAAACAGGAUCAUCGCCGAAGCCUCAGUCCUGAAGCAGGAGAGAGAGCAAACAGUGUUCAUGCAGAAUCCCCCUGAUUCAGGUCCUUCUUCUCUCUCAAAUUCUUCACCGUAACUCAUUUUCUUUUGUCUUAUAGUGCACCUCUUGUGUUCAAGUAAACAAAUGGAAAUGCCUGGAGUUUUGGUUCCUUUGCACCUCUAUCCACCACUGGUGUAGAUAUCAGUGUUUUUUUUUCUGUUGCCCAUAAGUGUCAGGACUGAAAGUGGCAUUUUAAAAUCCUUUUUUAAUUCUUGUUUUCUGGUUUCACACAAAUGGCUUUGUACAUAGAGCUCAGAGAAUGUUUUAAAUUUGAACAGAGUCGAGUUUGUGGCACAGAGCUGCUGUAAGCUAUGCUGAUAUUGUGCUGUUUGGUUCAUUGCUCUGUUGCAUCUCGUUUUCUAAUAAAAUUCUUGUAUGAAACUGA
Messenger RNA from Triplophysa dalaica, 2166 nucleotides. It is a transcript of the gene prpf38b, whose product is annotated as pre-mRNA processing factor 38B. Gene Ontology annotation, cellular component: precatalytic spliceosome. Bases 221 to 1780 code for a protein of 519 amino acids. The transcript is spliced from 6 exons. Lineage: Eukaryota; Metazoa; Chordata; Actinopteri; Cypriniformes; Nemacheilidae. The record is from RefSeq and is a predicted model, not a curated record.